AUGCUCAAGUACAUCAAUCUGUACAACCUAGCAGGAACACUCGUAGGUGCCUUUGCACUCUCAUCCAUCGCACUGAACUACUUCUCAAAAAACAUGCACUUCAUCUUCAGGAUUGCUCUGUGCCAGUCGUUCUACAUCUUAGAAGUGCUCAACAUCCUAACGAACGCAAGCAAAUCACGGCUAUUUCCCACGUGCAUGCAGCUGAGCAGCAGGCUGUUCAUCAUCUGGUGCAUUUGUUACCGGUACGGCUUUGCAGAUGCAGUGGUGCACAUCAUGCUGCUGUGCUGGUUUGUAAGCGAUACGGUGCGUUACCUCUUCUACUUCUCAAGGAACGGUACCGUUAAGUUCCUGCGGUACAACCUUUUUAUCGUUUUGUACCCACUGGGCACGCUGUGCGAGAUUGUGCUGGUGAGCAGGGUGGAAAGGGCAUGCACGGGUGUUCUUAAAUAUUUUUUGCGCGUUGUUAUGCUGUGCUACAUUCCCGGCUUUUCAUUUCUCUACGUGCACAUGAUACGAAGAAGAAGAUGGACCGACAAGAACAGGAGCGCAGCACAGCGCAAGAAAGAUAAAUAAAAUGGUUUAACGGUGCGUAGCAGUUGCUUUGGAGGUUUUGUAAUUUGGUUAGCGAUCUGUUAAUGGUACCUGAGUGAAAGGCUGUGUUAAUUAAAAGAACUGUGCUGAGG
Molecule: messenger RNA, 683 nt
Organism: Vavraia culicis subsp. floridensis
Lineage: Eukaryota; Fungi; Microsporidia; Pleistophoridae
Exons: 1
Coding region: 1-573 (190 amino acids)
Biological process (GO): very long-chain fatty acid biosynthetic process; fatty acid elongation; sphingolipid biosynthetic process
Cellular component (GO): endoplasmic reticulum membrane
Molecular function (GO): 3-hydroxyacyl-CoA dehydratase activity
Source: RefSeq, a predicted model, not a curated record